CUCUCCUCUCCUGUCCCCGUCCGUCUCUGCCCCCAAAAGGAAAACCAGCCUGGUUUCCCCAGCGCAAGCCGGCCACCGCAACCAACCACCCGUCCUCUCCUCCCCGCCCGUAAAACCCAAGAGCAGCCAACAAACACCAACAGGACUCCCAGCAACCAGCCAGCCAGCCACCACCCACCCUCACCCCCCACCACGCCACAAGAGAAGAGAGGAAUAGAGAUGCUUCCUCCUCCCCGUUGUCACCAGCCCCAUGACCGCACUCACCACCGCCAGCACUAGUAGCGAGCCGCGAGAGGGAGCGGGAGAGCCAUGGACCUGGGCGGGGUGCUGAUGGCGGCCGCGGACGCGGGGGUGGGCGGCGGGGACCUCGGCAUGCUCGGAUCUAGGCUGCUCAAGCACGGGAGGGGCAAUGAGGCCGACGAGCACGGCUGGGGCGGCGGCAGGCCGGCGUCCAAGCAGGCCCGGGUCGCCGGGGACAGCGACGCGGUGUCCGAGGCCGUCAAGGCGGCCGCGCCCUACCUGCUCGGCACCUGCAGCCCCGGGCACGGCCGGGAGAAGAUGCUCAGCUUCUCCUCCUCGCAGCCGGCCUCCUGCCCCUCCGCCGCUCAGGCCGCGCUGCCGCUCUACUACGGCACGCCCGCUUCUUGCUCAGGGUUGAGCUCAGUGAGGGGGCCCUUCACGCCGUCGCAGUGGAUGGAGCUGGAGCACCAGGCCCUGAUCUACAAGUACCUGGCGGCCAACAUCGCCGUGCCUCACAACCUCGUCGUCCCCAUCCGCCGGAGCGUCACCUCGCUCUACCCGUCCGCCUACUUUGGCUCCUCCACAUUGGGGUGGGGGCCUUUCCAGCUGGGCUACUCCGGGAGCGCGGACCUGGAGCCCGGGCGGUGCCGCCGGACGGACGGCAAGAAGUGGCGGUGCUCCAGGGACGCCGUCGCCGACCAGAAGUACUGCGAGCGGCAUAUGAACCGGGGACGCCAUCGUUCAAGAAAGCAUGUGGAAGGCCAGCCUGGCCAUGCCGCGAAAGCGAUGCCUGCGACGGCCGCUGCUGCCGCCCAGCCCGGUGCUCUCGCCACCGGGGGCGGCGGCGGAGCUCCCGCCGGCGCCGCCAUCUGCCACGAGCAGCAACCGUUGAAGAACUACGCCGCCAGCACCAUUGAUCCUUGUUCACUGCAAUAUAACAGGGAAAUGGUGAGCAAGCAGCAACACGAGUGCGAGCAAGUGCAGGACUCCGACACCCUCUCGAUGCUGACCUCCAUGAGCGCGAGGAACACCAAUGCAGGCAGCAUGUUCCCGUUCUCAAAGGAACAUCAUAACCACAAUCCUUUCGAGGUGACGAGCUCGAGGCCGGACUACGGGCUGGUUUCAUCCGACUCGCUGAUGAGCUCCCCUCACAGCUCCCUGGAGAACGUCAACCUGCUCACCUCGCAGCGAGCUCUCUCGAGCGAGCAGCAGAGCUCGCUCUCCCUGCAGCACUUCGCGGACUGGCCGAGGACGCCCUCGCAGCAGGGGCAGGGAGGAGGUCUCUCAUGGCCGGACGCCGAGGACAUGCAAGCUCAUCAGAGGACCCAGCUCUCGGUGUCCGCCGUUCCAAUGGCGUCCUCUGACCUGUCGUCGGCCUCCACGUCCCCGAUCCACGAGAAGCUCAUGCUGUCGCCCCUCAAGCUGAGCCGCGAGUACAGCCCCAUCGGCCUCAGCGUCGCGGCCACGGCGGCGGUGGCGAAGGACGAGGGGGAGGCGAACUGGAUGCCCAUGUUCCGCGACUCGUCCAUGGGCGGGCCGCUGGGGGAGGCUCUGAACAAGAACAAUGGCGGCAACAUGGAGGCCAAGAGCUACCUGUCGGCGUCGCUGAACCUGAUGACGGACGCCUGGGACUCGAGCCCGCUGGAGUCGUCGCCGGUGGGGGUCCUGCAGAGGACCGCCUUCGGAUCGGUGUCCAGCAGCACCGGCAGCAGCCCCAGGCAGGAGUACCACGGCGUGUAUGAUGGUAACCCGCGGGAUGAUCUCGGCUCCAUCGUCGUGAAUCACCCCAGCAUCCGCCUGAUGUGAGCUUCUUCUUCUGAGCUCUGACCAUGGCAGCUGCAACGAGAAGGCUGGCCAGUUGUGGCGACGGACGAACCUGGGCGAGUCUUCUUCUUCAGGGACCUUGUUACAUAUCAACAUCAGCAUAUCCAGGAGCAUUUUACGUUGUAGUUUGUCAUUUGAGACUAAUCUGUUGCUGUCUUCUCUGCUUCGGGAUGUUGAGUUCUUUUUACCUUUUUCUCUGUAACCUUAGACUUCGCUGGGUACUGACGUUUUUUUUUGUGUGUGUGUGGAUGGAUUUGGUAGUGCUACGUUGUUGCAUAAUGUCAUAAUGUCCAAUUAAUGGUGCGAUGCCAUAAUAGUUGUUGAGUAA
Messenger RNA from Aegilops tauschii subsp. strangulata, 2392 nucleotides. RefSeq names its product growth-regulating factor 6. Gene Ontology annotation, cellular component: nucleus. Gene Ontology annotation, molecular function: ATP binding. Gene Ontology annotation, biological process: regulation of DNA-templated transcription; developmental process; DNA-templated transcription. The record is from RefSeq and is a predicted model, not a curated record. Lineage: Eukaryota; Viridiplantae; Streptophyta; Magnoliopsida; Poales; Poaceae.